AUGGCCUCGACGCAGCUCUUCCGCGCGCUCGUGUCGGCCCAGUGGGUGGCCGAGGCGCUGCGGGCGCCGCGGGUGGUGGACGCCCGCGCCGCCGGCCGCUUCCGCGGCACCGAGCCCGAGCCCCGAGACGGCAUUGAACCUGGCCACAUCCCUGGCACCGUGAACAUCCCUUUCACUGACUUCCUGACCCAAGAGGGCCUGGAGAAGAGCCCCGAGGAGAUCCACCGCCUGUUCCAGGAGAGUGAGGUGGCCCUGUCCCAGCCACUGGUGGCCACAUGUGGCUCCGGUGUCACGGCCUGCCAUGUGGCACUGGGGGCCUACCUCUGCGGCAAGCCUAACGUGUCCAUCUAUGAUGGCUCCUGGGUGGAGUGGUACAUGCGCUCCCAGCCAGAGGACAUCAUCUCUGAGGGCCGAGGGAAGACCCACUGAGGCUGGGCUGGACACAAGCGAGCUUGGGCAAUGCCCAACCACCAGCAGCCCAGCCUCGUUCUGACUCUGCCUUAACCAAGAGAGUGUUUCUUCAUCCAACUCAGGUGGCAUUUGGGGUGACAUCCCAGAGGCCAGGAAUUCUGUUGACUCAUGGGCUCCCAGUGAUGGCAGGAGAGAAGGCGGUGGGUGAGCACCUAAUGGGUCCCAUGUGGUGAUUAGCUGGACCCCCACCUCCCUUUUGUCUUACUGCCGAGGAAAUAAAACAGCCAAGUGCCAAAUCCUUGUA
Galeopterus variegatus (Sunda flying lemur) is the source of this 715-nucleotide messenger RNA. Its product is annotated as 3-mercaptopyruvate sulfurtransferase-like. The transcript is spliced from 3 exons. The coding region runs from base 1 to 429 and encodes 142 amino acids. Gene Ontology annotation, biological process: transsulfuration. The record is from RefSeq and is a predicted model, not a curated record. Gene Ontology annotation, molecular function: thiosulfate-cyanide sulfurtransferase activity. Lineage: Eukaryota; Metazoa; Chordata; Mammalia; Dermoptera; Cynocephalidae. Gene Ontology annotation, cellular component: mitochondrion.